Ruditapes philippinarum (Manila clam) is the source of this 3252-nucleotide messenger RNA. RefSeq names its product interferon-induced very large GTPase 1-like. Lineage: Eukaryota; Metazoa; Mollusca; Bivalvia; Venerida; Veneridae. The coding region runs from base 1 to 3252 and encodes 1083 amino acids. Gene Ontology annotation, molecular function: GTP binding. The record is from RefSeq and is a predicted model, not a curated record. The transcript has a single exon.
AUGCGUAAGGAUGAAUCCUCAAAAAAAGAGAUAAAAGACAUUGAACAACGCAUAAUAGCCUCAGAUAAUGAAAUCGAUGAUUUGACCUUAAAUGUAGACCAUCUAUUUAGAGAAUUGGGAUAUAUUUAUGAAACAUCUUUGGUGCUUAAAAGGGAGAUUAGGGGAAUGCCGCCCUAUCAAGAUGUUGCAAUUGCUGUGGCCGAUCUACUAAUAUCAGGUAUGACAUUGGAGUUAAUAGAUGGUGAUAGAUUUCUAUUGCCAGUUGAAUGGAUCAAAUUAGUUUUUCGAGCUGUGUCAAACAAGAUAGGAAGAAACAAUGUUUUGUCUAUUUCUGUACUAGGUUUGCAAAGUUCUGGAAAGUCAACAAUGUUAAACUCAAUGUUUGGAACUCAAUUCUUAGCGAGUGUUGGACGGUGCACAAAGGGUAUUAACAUGCAACUUAUUCCCAUCAAAAAAGAAGAAAAAUCUUCAGGUUGUCCUUUCAAUUUUAUAUUCCUUCUCGAUACUGAGGGUUUACGGGCACCCGAGUUUUGUGACCGUAAAUUAGAUCAUGAUAAUGAACUUGCUACAUUUAUAGCUGGAAUUGGUGAUAUUACAAUUCUUAAUAUCAAAGGCGAGAAUUUAAGCGAAAUAAAUGAUAUUUUGCAUGUUGUGGUUCACGCAUUUUUGCGGCUUAAACUUGCAAAUGAGAAUCUAGAUAUAAGAAAGCAAUGCUAUUUUGUGCAUCAAAAUGUUACAAAUAUUCUUGCUUCUGAAAAGAAAAGACGAGGAUUAGAAAUAUUCCAUAAAACGUUAGACACAGCAACGAAAGAUGCCGCUGAGAUUGAAGGAAUUCUUGACGUAGUUUCCUUUAACGAGAUUAUCGAGUUCGACAUAAAUACCCACGUGUGGCACAUGCCUAAUCUUUGGCAAGGAAGUCCCCCAAUGGAAUUUGUAAAUGCUGAAUACAGCAAAGGGGUUUUUAAUAUCAAACAAAGUAUCAUCCGAAACGCAAUACAAAUGAAGUAUAAAUCCUUUAAAUCUUUAAAUGAUACCAUGACACAUGCAGGCGAUCUAUGGGAAGGAGUUUUGAGUGACAAUUUUGUAUUUGCAUUUAGAAAUUCAUUAGAAAUUAAGGCAUAUAUCAAAUUAACAGAACAGUUAAACAGCUUAUAUCGAAUAGUCGAAAACAGAGAAAAUGAUACUUUUAUUUCGACCGCAUUCACAAAGUCAUCCGUUUGUGAAACAGCCGCUAUUCUCAGUACUGAAAUGGAACAGCUUAUGCUUGAAGUCAAAGACAGCGUAAGAAGAGCGGAAGAUUUCCUGAGUAGUGAGUUGCAGAAAUCCAUUGAUGAUGAUGAAAACAGAGAAAUAACUGAAAAAUGGCGUGAACCAAUGCUAUAUCAAAUCAAAGAUUUUUGUAAGGAUUUGAAACAUAAUAUCAACAAUGAAAUAUCAAGAAUAUUUAGGAAGCAAAAUUUAACAAUAUUGACAUCUGAUCUAAAACUAGAAAAAGAGUUUCAUGAAAAAUCAAUUCAAGUAGCAAAUGAACUAAAAACUUCAGUUUGGAAAGAAGCAGACGUUACAAGCAAAUUUGAAGAAAUCUGGAGGACUGUGUUUGUAAAUGAAUAUUCAAGCCAUUCCAAGGUAGAUGUAACUAAAGCUUUUGAUGAUGCUAUUUCAAAGCAAUAUGAAAGGGAAAGGCCGAUUUUGUCGGCGCAGCAGAAGUCAUAUCAGAAAUUGCCAAUAAGCAAAACAUCAUGUUCAAAAUUGUGUGGAACGUUUAGAGAAAUUGGAGUAUGUACAGACGAUUAUGUAACUUCAAAAAUCAGUUUCAUGCCUAAGACAAAACAAAGAAGUCGCGAUUUUGAGAAUGCAAAUGACAAAGCUGAAAAAAUGUUUGAAAUAAUUGAUCAACUGAUAAAUGGGUACUGCACUGAAAAUUCUGAAGUAACAAAUUCACAUAUUUGUGAAUUUGUACAUAAAGUUGAUGAUAUUUCAAAAAGGUAUCAAACAACUUGGUCUUGGAGCAGUAAGUUUAGGGUACGUUUAAUAGUUCAUAUUCAUGCAUGUGCUGAAAACUCUUUCAAGAAACAUAAUUCGAUAUUUUUACAGAUUAUUGACAUCCGACUGGAGCAAAAAAAGGCAAAAGGCCUACAAAUUUUUAAAGCCCAUAUCGAUCAUCGUGAAGCGGAGGAAAAGGCUGCAAUUGAAUUCAUAAGUAUUAUUGAAACUAAAAUAAGACAAAUUGCAUCUACAAAUAUAUCAUUUCAGGUUACAUCAGCUCUUUGUGAUGUUAUUCCAACCGUUAAAUACCAUUUGAUUGUUGAAAUCUUGACAGAGCUUGCAAGAAAUGAAAAUUUCGAUGACUUUAUUCUCUAUAAUUCAGGUCCUGAAAAUUUUGCUGCUCGAUGGAUAUUUAACAGGGCACAACAAUUUCUUUUUAGAAAAGAUAAAACUAUCAAAAGCAAAUACUCUGAAAUUGCUUGUUUUCAAAUUCACAUCCCAUUAGAUAGUGUUAGGAGCUCUGUAUUUGAGAGCGUUAAGAAAAGUAUUGCAUCUGAUUCGUCGUUCGAUAAAUGGAUAAAGUCGUUUGUGGACAGUGAAGAGAAAUGUGGGACAACUGUAAAGAGUUUCGAGUUGAUGAAGUCUAUGUUACAGCACGAUAUAGAUUUUACAUGUUUACAAGAAUGUAUUGUCAAAAAGCUUGAAGAUUUAAAACUUGAUUUGGAAAACGAAUAUGAAGCGGUAGAUGAAAAUUCCGUAAAAUGGGACGGAAGAGAUCCGAUACAGUAUGUUGUAGAAAAUGUAUGGGGUUGCAAAGCUAGCUGUCCUUUUUGUGGCGAACCUUGUGCUUAUGGCAAAACGCACGCAGGAAGAAAACACUAUGCUCUACAGCACAAGCCCAAAGGCAUAAAAGGACAUUAUAAUCCUGACGGAAAAGAAGCCAGCAUAACUACUUGCAAUGUCGAUAUCCAAAUGAGAAACAAAUAUUUUCCAUGUAAACUUAUCAACUAUGUCUGUUCAAAUAAAAGAGGAGAGUGUGGGGAAAAAGAGCAUAAAUUUUUUGACUACCGAGAUCUCUUUCCAAAAUGGGACAUCAAGCCUGGAACAACAGUUGAAAGCUGUUCAAAGUUUUGGGCGUGGUUCAUGGUUCACUUUAAAAGGCGCAUUUCGAGGAAAUUUCUUAUAAAGGUGAACAAAAUACCUCCCUAUUGGCAGAACAUUUCAAAAGACGACGCGAUUGAUAGCUUACACCUUAUAUAUUCUUAG